UGAAAAUUGUAAACAUUAGACCUCGAAUCCCACAAAAAAUGUUAAUUUUCCGCAUUUUUCAACACUGUCAUCGCUCAAAACUCCUUCCGACACUUCACAAAAGCCACAAAUGGCGUCUUUUCUCAUCCGCAUCUUCCAACUCUGACGACAAAACCUUCAAAUUUGACGAAAUCCCUGCCGAUCGGAUACGGAACUUUAGUAUUUUAGCUCAUGUCGACCAUGGAAAAAGCACUUUGGCGGAUCGGAUGCUCGAGAUGACCAACACACUGAAAGUUUCGGAUACCGGCAAGUCCCAAAUUCUCGAUAGUUUGCAAGUUGAACGGGAACGCGGGAUCACUGUGAAAGCCCAAAGUGCCUCGUUGCUUUAUAACUACAAAGGCGAGACUUAUUUGCUGAAUUUGAUUGAUACGCCGGGUCAUGUUGACUUUUCGAACGAAGUUUCGCGCAGUUUGGCGGCUUGUGACGGGAUUAUUUUGCUUGUUGAUGCAAAUUCAGGGGUUCAGGCGCAAACAGUGGCGAAUUAUUACCUCGCUGCCGGAAAAAAUUUAAAAGUUUUGCCGGUAAUGAACAAAAUUGACCUGAAAAAUGCCGAUCCGGAAGCUGUGGAGAAGCAAUUAGAGACAAUUUUUGAUAUUGAUCCGAAGGAAGUUGUUCGGAUAUCCGCCAAAAUGGGCACGAAUGUCGAUAAAGUGUUGGAAAAAAUUAUUGAAACGAUUCCGCAUCCAAAUGUCGAUCGUCAAGGAAAGACCAGAGCACUUUUGUUCGAUAGCAGAUACGAUAAAUAUCGAGGAGCGAUGAAUUUAAUGUACUUAAAGGACGGUACAUUGGAAGUUGGGCAGGAAAUCACGUCAUGUCACUCAGGGAAGACUUAUGAAAUUAAAAGUAUCUCACUUUUGAGGCCGGAUGAGUUUCCCGUAAAAAAAUUAAUUGCCGGGCAAAUCGGAUUAAUCGGUUGCAACAUGAGAUCCAUCAAAGAAGCGCAUAUUGGAGACACGUAUCACAUAAAAAACGCCAGUGUUGAACCUCUCCCCGGCUUUAAACCGAUAAAUCCGAUUGUUUUUGCGGGAGUUUACCCCACAGAUCAGUCCCAUUACACCCAAUUACGAUCCGCGAUCGAAAAAUUAAUCUUAAACGACAGUUGUGUGACCCUCGUGCCUGAUUCCAGUCCCGCUCUUGGUCAAGGAUGGCGUCUCGGGUUCUUGGGAUUGCUUCAUUUGGAAGUUUUUUCACAACGACUCGAACAGGAACACAAUGCCGAAGCACUUUUAACUGCCCCAUCGGUGACGUAUCGCUUCAAACUCAAGGGAACGAAGAUAAUUAAGCAGCACGGCGCGGAAAUUAUCGAAGUAAGUAACCCAGCGUUGAUGCCAGAUCCCCUUCAUAUCGAAGAAUCGUACGAACCAAUGGUCUACGGAACAAUUAUCUCGCCUGUCGAACACGUGGGCGACUUAAUUUCGAUUCUGAUGGAACGUCGGGGUGUCGAACAGUCCUCCAGUAACAUCGACAACGAUCGUGUAAUGUUAACUUAUAAACUUCCUUUGAACGAAAUCAUUUUGGACUUUCAUGAUAUCCUCAAAUCCAUGACGAGCGGAUAUGCAAGCUUCGAUUAUCAAGAUGCCGGAUACGAAUUGACGCAUUUGGUCAAGUUGUGUAUCCUCCUGAACGGGCAAGAAGUCAACGAGCUGAGUCAAAUAGUGCAUUUUAGCAAAGCAACGGCGCACGCAAAGCAAAUGGUGGCGAAAUUGAAGGAGGAAAUCCCGAGGCAGCAGAUUCACAUUGCGAUUCAGGCGUGUGUGGGAAGUAAAAUUUUGGCGCGAGAGAAUAUUAAGCCGUUUAGGAAGGAUGUCACGCAAAAAGUCAAAAGCGGAGGGGAUAUGGAGAGGAAAAGGAAGUUGCUGAGGGCGCAGGCUGAGGGAAAGAAGAAGAUGAGGUCGAUUGCGAAUAUUAAUGUGCCACGGGAGACGUUUAUUAAUGUUUUGAAGAGAAAUUAGAAAUAGAAGAAUUUUUUUACUCUAUGUUGAAAAAAAA
Messenger RNA from Culicoides brevitarsis, 2028 nucleotides. It is a transcript of the gene waw, whose product is annotated as translation factor GUF1 homolog, mitochondrial. Gene Ontology annotation, biological process: positive regulation of translation. The coding region runs from base 39 to 1991 and encodes 650 amino acids. The transcript is spliced from 2 exons. The record is from RefSeq and is a predicted model, not a curated record. Gene Ontology annotation, molecular function: GTPase activity; GTP binding; mitochondrial ribosome binding. Gene Ontology annotation, cellular component: mitochondrion. Lineage: Eukaryota; Metazoa; Arthropoda; Insecta; Diptera; Ceratopogonidae.